Molecule: messenger RNA, 776 nt
Organism: Mizuhopecten yessoensis (Yesso scallop)
Lineage: Eukaryota; Metazoa; Mollusca; Bivalvia; Pectinida; Pectinidae
Exons: 5
Coding region: 147-755 (202 amino acids)
Molecular function (GO): S-adenosylmethionine-dependent methyltransferase activity
Source: RefSeq, a predicted model, not a curated record
UUUAGAUCGUUAUCUUUCUGUAAUUGGAAAGCUCGCACGUAUGGGAGGCGUCCACGUGUCACUUAAACACUUAAAGGCAAAGCAGAAGAUUCGACAUUGUACUAUACGUCGUACUUUUAGUUAUACGAGGCGAGCAAAACGAAAUCAUGGAUGUAAACAAAGAGGACGACUCGCCUUAUUAUGAUGGAUGGGCGAACAUCUAUGACAAGGAGUCAAAGGCAAAAGGCUACCAAGGACCUAACGUUGCUGCUAGGGCUCUGGGCAGGAUGCUUUCUGGUAACAGGAAGGAAAAAGUCAUUCUCGAUUUCGGAGGAGGCACUGGUUUAGUUGGAGAAGAGUUGAAGAAAGAAGGAUUUGAGAAAAUGGAUAUUUUGGAUUCAUCUGACAAGAUGCUAGAAUUUGCAAGACAGAGGCGAGUUUAUCAGAAUGUGAUUACGGCGGAAGUAAAGGGACAUAACUCUACGCCUCUCGCGGGAGAUAGUUACGAUGCUGUCCUCGGUGUAGCUGUUUUCUGUACUGUUGGGCCAAGCUUCGCGUGUUUUGACAUCAAAGAGAUGAUAAGACUCACUAAACCAGGUGGAAUACUCCUGGUCAUACUGCGGACAGAGACCCUGUACUCCCACUUGUUCAGGGACAAACUGUUACCAUUGUUUGAACAUCUACAGUCGGAAGGAACGUGGAAACAGCUAGAGCGGUCUCAGUUUAAAUAUAUGUAUGGCGUUGAGGGACAGUUAUUUGUUUAUCAAAUAUUAUAAAGUGUUCCAAAACAAUAUUUC